Messenger RNA from Sorex fumeus (smoky shrew), 1346 nucleotides. It is a transcript of the gene ORAI1, whose product is annotated as ORAI calcium release-activated calcium modulator 1. Gene Ontology annotation, biological process: store-operated calcium entry. Gene Ontology annotation, molecular function: store-operated calcium channel activity. The record is from RefSeq and is a predicted model, not a curated record. Gene Ontology annotation, cellular component: membrane. The transcript is spliced from 2 exons. Bases 123 to 1022 code for a protein of 299 amino acids. NCBI's taxonomy places the organism in Eukaryota, Metazoa, Chordata, Mammalia, Eulipotyphla, Soricidae.
CCGCCGGCCGGGUCGCGCCGGGCCCGCGCGGCGCAGGCGGCGGCUGCCGCGGGCGGGGGCGGAGGGAGGGAGCCGGGGGCCGCGGACCGCCGCGCCCGGCCCGCGCCUUGGCCGCGAGCUCCAUGCAUCCGGAGCCCGCCCCGCCCCCGACCAGCAGCCCCAGCCCCGAGCUUCCCCUCCGCGGCGGCAGCACCACCACCAGCGGCAGCCGCCGGAGCCGCCGCAGCGGGGACGCGGAGCCGCCCGGGCCGCCGCCGCCCGCCCUCGCCUACCCGGACUGGAUCGGCCCGACGUACUCGGAGGUGAUGAGCCUCAACGAGCACUCGAUGCAGGCGCUGUCCUGGCGCAAGCUCUACCUGAGCCGCGCCAAGCUCAAAGCGUCCAGCCGGACCUCGGCGCUGCUGUCCGGCUUCGCCAUGGUGGCGAUGGUGGAGGUGCAGCUGGACGCAGACCAUGACUACCCACCAGGGCUGCUCAUCGCCUUUAGCGCCUGCACCACGGUGCUGGUGGCCGUGCACCUGUUCGCGCUCAUGAUCAGCACCUGCAUCCUGCCCAACAUCGAGGCCGUGAGCAACGUGCACAACCUCAACUCGGUCAAGGAGUCGCCGCACGAGCGCAUGCACCGCCACAUCGAGCUGGCCUGGGCCUUCUCCACCGUCAUCGGCACGCUGCUCUUCCUGGCCGAGGUCGUGCUGCUCUGCUGGGUCAAGUUCCUGCCCCUCAAGAAGCAGCCGGGCCAGGUGCGGCCCACCAGCAAGGCCCCGAGCGAGGGCGCGGCGGCCAACAGCAGCGCGGGCGGCAUCACCCCGGGCCAGGCCGCCGCCAUCGCCUCCACCACGAUCAUGGUCCCCUUCGGCCUGGUCUUCAUCGUCUUCGCCGUCCACUUCUACCGCUCCCUGGUCAGCCACAAGACGGACCGGCAGUUCCAGGAGCUCAACGAACUGGCUGAGUUCGCCCGCUUGCAGGACCAGCUGGACCACAGGGGGGACCACCCCCUGAACCCCGGAAGCCACUAUGCCUAAGCCCCCACCCGCACUGGGCACUUGAGCGCGUUGGCCUUAGCCCGCCCGGGCAGAGGGGAGGGGAGAGGCUUUUUUGUAACGAGAAACUCACAGCACUUUGGAACUUUCCUCUGAGAAUCCGCACUUCCGUUCUUCCACCUCCGGGUGCUCCCAUUUGGAGACCACCGGCAGGGGCCAGCUUGGGGACAGACACUGCCUUUGUCCCUCCGUGCCCCGUGCCGGUGCCACCCGGUUGCUUCCUGCCCCCUCCCCCUCCUCCCCAUUCAGGGUCGAGUGUGUGCGUGUGUGUGUGCGCGAACACAAUAUAUUCAUAAGGGACACCUC